Messenger RNA from Prorocentrum cordatum, 462 nucleotides. The record is from the annotation of a GenBank genome assembly. NCBI's taxonomy places the organism in Eukaryota, Dinophyceae, Prorocentrales, Prorocentraceae.
GAGCGCCCCCCCCCCACGCAGGGGCGCCGGGGCCGCCGCGCCCCGUCGGCCCAUGGCGCGGGCGGGAGCUCCGCCCGCGCGCCCGAGCCGGCGGCGGCGCCCGGCGGACGAGUCCUCCUCCUCCCGGCCCGGCGCGCAGGGCCGAGUGCGGCGCCCGGCGGGCCGAGAUCGCCCGGCGGCUGGGGGAGGUGGAGCGCGCGCUGGAGGCGCCGGCGCCGGCGGGCGCGGCGCGUGCAGGUUCUCGCGCGGGCGCGCUGGCCCUGGCCCUUCAGAGGGUGACCGGCUUCUGCACAGCCGCGAGGGCUCUGAGGACGCUGGACGACCACGAGGCGCCCUGCGCGGAGUACGCCGAGUUCCUGGCGCAGCUUGCGCUGUACAGGGAGGGGCUGGCGCGGCUGUGCCGCGGCCUUGGGGCAGCGGGGGCGGUCGAGGAGUGCGCAGAGCCCGCCGCCCGGCCGAGGU